This is a messenger RNA of Phragmites australis (common reed), 718 nucleotides long. RefSeq lists its product as uncharacterized. The record is from RefSeq and is a predicted model, not a curated record. Lineage: Eukaryota; Viridiplantae; Streptophyta; Magnoliopsida; Poales; Poaceae. The transcript has 2 exons. Bases 209 to 466 code for a protein of 85 amino acids.
GCGUGCCAGGUCUACGCUACGCCCUGCUCCUCUCGAGCCUACAAAAGCACGGGCUCGCACCUCAAGCCUGCUCACAGCUCACGGGAAGCGCGCAGCCGGGCUACUAGCAGCAGCAGCUUACCUGAGCAGAGGACAAGAAGCAGGGUCGGUCCAGGUCCAGUCGAGUUGGUGAGGAGCAAGAGUUGAGGGCAGGAGCUAAUCAUCUGCGAUGGCGUCCAUGAUGGGAGGAGACUUCGUGGAGGCGUACGUGCUCAAGAACACCUACAAGGAGAAGGUGCGGCGCAUGGAGGCGAAGAGCAAGAACGGUGGUGCCGGCUCCGGGGCAUGGGCGGACCUACUCCGCCACUGCUCCGGGGAGAAGAAGGCUGCGGCCAGCAGCAGGGGAGGAGGGGUGUUUGGGCUGAGGAAGAAGAAGGUGCACCCCAAAGCGGCCGCAUCGAGUGAGUCCAGUGGAGCUUCUUCGUGAUUCAGCUCCGAAAUGGAAGUAUGGCUUGCUGCAGCCUGCUAGGAUUAUAUAACCUUGUUCUUUCUUUCUUUGACGAUCGAGUGUGUAAUUCGCUCGAUGUCAUGCUAUUUCAUUUGUUGCUCUAUGUGGUUACGCUAACUGACAGAAAAAUUGUAUAGAAAAUUCGUCCUGAAUUAAGGGCUUUCUGUCCAUUUUGAUCCUUACAGUCACAACUAUUUUCAAGCUUUGCAGUGCAGCAAAUUAUAACUUCUC